This is a messenger RNA of Dissoconium aciculare CBS 342.82, 177 nucleotides long. RefSeq lists its product as uncharacterized. The transcript has 2 exons. Bases 1 to 177 code for a protein of 58 amino acids. Lineage: Eukaryota; Fungi; Ascomycota; Dothideomycetes; Mycosphaerellales; Dissoconiaceae. The record is from RefSeq and is a predicted model, not a curated record.
AUGGACGGCUUUGGUGCGGACGAAUUCACCUUUCUAGACGCCGCUGUCGAGCUGAUUCACGAGCUGCUAUGCUACAAGGACGGCCUCCGCUGCCAGCUCGACGCCGGCGCCUGUCUAUUCGUCGCUCGAAGCCCGGAAACGAUGCGCUCGCAUUGGCGGAAAGCAUACCGUAGAUAG